AUGAUAAGCACCAUUGCUCAAGAUUUAAAUACAUUUGGUAUUGGUCUAUCUAAUCAUUGGUUGUAUCCAACAGAGACUGAGCUCUUUAAUUAUACCCUGUCACAAGGUUCAACUUUUGGUGUUCUUACUCAUUUUUGGACAACUGGUGAUCCAGCAAUUGAUGAAUCUAUUUUUUCAUAUUAUAUCGAUGGAGAACAUAUACCAUCAAUACAAUUUGUAACAUAUAUGUUAGUUGGAGCUGGUUUUAAUGAUCAAACUACACCAUGGGGAACUAAAUGGAUUGGUAAAGAAGCAAAAAAUGGUGGUUGGUAUAAUAAUUUUCGAGUACCAUUUCAAAAAUCUAUACGAAUUACUGGUAAAUUACCAUUAACAAAAACUAAUCGAAAAAUGAUUGGGAUUAUUUUACGUGGUACAGAAAAUUUACCAACAAAUUUUCAUGGUUUUCAACUUCCAUGGAAUGCUCGUUUAAUUUUACAUAAAAUUGAAAAUCAAACUUAUAAUCCAUUAUCAUGGGUACCUCUUGUUGAUAUAUCUAGUGGUCAAGGGCUACUUUUUUCACAUACAUUAGCUGUUAUUAGUGGUAAUCUAAAUUUUCUUGAAGGUUGUUAUCAUGCUUAUACAAAAUAUGAACAAAAUUUUCCAGGUUUAAUUGUUUCAACAGGUACAGAAGAUUAUUUUGAUAGUGCUUUUUAUUUUAAUGCUGGACAAUAUCAUAAUGAAAUAUCUGGUUAUACACAUUAUAAAGAAUUAUCAAAUAAUAUAUAUGAAUGGUCAGCUUAUCGUUUACAUGAUUUAGAUCCAAUAUUUUUUACGAAUGGUUUUCGAUUUCAAUGGAGAAAUGGUGAUGUUAUUGAUGAUGAUGGAUUUAAAUGUAUUAUUAAUCAAGGUGGACAUAUUGUUGGAGCACCGACUCAAUCAAUUGUAACAUCAUAUACAUGGAUUUAUAUAUGGUAA
Molecule: messenger RNA, 954 nt
Organism: Rotaria sordida
Lineage: Eukaryota; Metazoa; Rotifera; Eurotatoria; Philodinida; Philodinidae
Source: the annotation of a GenBank genome assembly